AUGGGUCAUCUAGAAUUGUUACCAGGCUUGCCGUCUCAACAUACCUAUGUAUUGGGCCUCUCUAUCCUUCUUCCUCUUGUUAUCUUUCUUGUUAUAUCAGUUAAGUCAUAUUAUCGCCUAUCCCACAUACCUGGGCCGUUCUUUGCUAGAUUCACGAAUAUUCCUCGAUUACUCUGGGUAAAGAGUUUCAACGCCCAUAGAAUUCAUAUCGACCUGCACAAAAAAUAUGGCCCCAUCGUACGUUUCGGCCCGAACAUGGUGAGCGUAGGAGACCCAAGGGAAAUAGGAACCAUAUACUCAUUCAAGAAACCAUGGCCAAAGUCAGAUUUCUAUCGCUCCCUAUUGCUUAAGACGCGGAGUAAACCAGUCGAAGGAAUAUUUGCCACUCAGAAUGAGGCAAUCCACCGAGCAUUGAAGCGUCCUAUCUCUAAUGUCUACUCAAUGAGCCACCUGGUUUCAUUUGAGCCUUAUGUCGAUACCGCCAUGAAAGUAUUCUGCGAGCAGCUUGAGAGUAGGUUUGCUAAGACCGAAAGUGGAAGUGGAAGUGGGAAAACUAUUCCAUGCGAUUUUGGGCAGUGGUUGCAAAUGUUUGCUUUUGAUGUCAUGGGAGAGUUAACAUUCUCCCACCGGUUCGGCUUCAUGGAGAAAGGAGAAGAUAUAGAUGGAGUUAUGGCGGAGCUUUGGAGCACUCUCCAAAAAACUGCCUUGGUGAGAUCGGCCCAGUCCCCCAAAGAUAUGAAGAAUAUUCAAAGUCCUGGAGUGAUUUUUGCAAUGCGCAGGGUUCAAGAAAGGCAAAAAAUCGAAAAGGGUGAACUAAAGAAAGAAUGGAAGAUAAACAACAGAGACAUGUUGUCACGUUUUAUGGAAGUGGAAGCCAGCGAUCCAUCAGUCCCUCCGUUUGCGCUCCUGGUAUGGACUUCUUCAAAUAUUACCGCGGGCAGUGAUAGCACGGCAAUGUUCCUAAGAGCUAUGUUCUAUUAUCUUUUGCAUAAUCCGAGUACCCUCAAGCGCCUGGUGGCAGAAUUUGACGAGGCCGCUGAAGCAGGGAACCUCGAAGACCUUGCUGGAUUUAGACAAGCCAAGGAUCUUCCAUACUUUAAUGCAUGUAUUAAUGAAGCAGGCCGCAUGCAUCCUCCACUUGGACUUCCUAUGGAGAGGGUAAUUCCUGCAGAAGGUGCUAAUAUCUGUGGCCAACGACUAGAAGGCGGAACCGUUGUUGGCAUGAGUUCUUGGGUGACCCAUCACCAUGAACAAACAUUUGGGGCAGAUUGCGAUAAGUGGCGACCAGAAAGAUGGCUGUGCGAACUAGAGCAGGCAAAGUACAUGGAAAAGUGUCUCCUCACGGUAAGCAGGAAUAUUGAGUACCUUUUUUACCCGCCAUCAACCCUCAGCUCAUUCAAGUUCUAG
Molecule: messenger RNA, 1407 nt
Organism: Trichophyton verrucosum HKI 0517
Lineage: Eukaryota; Fungi; Ascomycota; Eurotiomycetes; Onygenales; Arthrodermataceae
Product: cytochrome P450 oxidoreductase, putative
Exons: 4
Coding region: 1-1407 (468 amino acids)
Molecular function (GO): iron ion binding; oxidoreductase activity, acting on paired donors, with incorporation or reduction of molecular oxygen; heme binding
Source: RefSeq, a predicted model, not a curated record